Gekko japonicus is the source of this 6369-nucleotide messenger RNA. Its product is annotated as clathrin heavy chain 1-like. Bases 258 to 5216 code for a protein of 1652 amino acids. Gene Ontology annotation, molecular function: structural molecule activity; clathrin light chain binding. The transcript is spliced from 34 exons. Lineage: Eukaryota; Metazoa; Chordata; Lepidosauria; Squamata; Gekkonidae. Gene Ontology annotation, cellular component: extracellular exosome; clathrin coat of coated pit; clathrin coat of trans-Golgi network vesicle. Gene Ontology annotation, biological process: receptor-mediated endocytosis; intracellular protein transport. The record is from RefSeq and is a predicted model, not a curated record.
AAAGGGAGCCGGCGCCGGUGGAGCAGAAGCCCUGAGAGUGGCAGAGGGGGAAACCUCCGCGCUUGCGCAGUCGCGGCUCUGCCUGCCAACCACCACCCCCUCCCGUUGCGCGUGUGUGUGAGGGGGGCACAGCAGUGGCUCCUUUUCUGCUGCCAGCCCCUCAGCGCUCCCCCCCUUACCCUUAACACCCACCCGUGGUGGCCCCUUUUCCUCUCUUUGUGCCCCUCACCCAAGGAGAGGGCUCCUCUCUCUCAACCAUGGCUCAAAUACUCCCUAUAAGAUUCCAGGAGCAUUUUCAGCUCCAGAAUCUUGGAAUUAAUCCAGCAAACAUUGGAUUCAGUACCUUAACAAUGGAAUCUGACAAAUUCAUAUGUAUCCGUGAAAAAGUUGGAGAGCAAGCACAGGUUGUGAUCAUAGACAUGAGUGAUCCAACAACUCCUAUCAGGCGUCCAAUCUCUGCAGAAAGUGCCAUAAUGAAUCCAGCUUCGAAAGUAAUUGCUCUAAAAGAUGCGGGGAAAACCCUUCAGAUCUUUAACAUUGAGAUGAAAAGUAAAAUGAAAGCUCACACAAUGGCAGAGGAAGUGAUCUUCUGGAAGUGGAUAUCUGUGAAUACGGUUGCCUUAGUGACAGAGACUGCAGUCUAUCACUGGAGCAUGGAGGGAGAAUCGCUCCCUCAAAAGAUGUUCGACAGGCAUGCCAGUCUUGCGGGCUGCCAAAUAAUCAACUACAGAACAGAUGAGAAUCAGAAGUGGUUACUGCUAAUAGGAAUCUCUGCCCAGCAAAAUCGUGUGGUUGGUGCCAUGCAGCUGUAUUCAGUAGACAGAAAAGUUUCCCAACCUAUAGAGGGUCAUGCAGCAGCAUUUGCAGAGUUCAAAAUAGAAGGAAAUGCCAAACCAUCCACACUCUUCUGUUUUGCUGUGCGAAGCCCUGCAGGAGGCAAGCUGCAUAUAAUUGAAGUAGGCCAACCUGCUGCUGGAAACCAGCCCUUUGUCAAGAAAGCCGUUGAUGUAUUUUUCCCUCCCGAGGCUCAAACAGACUUCCCAGUAGCGAUGCAGAUUGGAACAAAGCACGGUGUAAUCUAUCUGAUUACAAAAUAUGGAUACAUUCAUAUGUACGACUUGGAAUCUGGCGUAUGCAUUUAUAUGAACCGUAUUAGUGCAGACACUAUCUUUGUAACUGCACCUCAUGAGCCUACCUCAGGAAUUAUUGGUGUGAACAAAAAAGGACAGGUACUUUCUGUUUGUGUUGAAGAGGACAACAUUGUGAACUAUGCCACCAAUGUUCUCCAGAACCCAGACUUGGGUCUGCGGAUGGCCAUUCGGAGUAACUUGGCUGGAGCAGAAGAACUCUUUGCUAGAAAAUUUAAUACUCUUUUUGCACAGGGAAACUAUGCAGAAGCAGCCAAAGUGGCAGCAUCUGCACCAAAGGGAAUCUUGCGGACAAGCGAUACCAUCAGGAAGUUCCAGAGUGUACCGGCUCAACCUGGGCAAGCUUCUCCUUUGCUACAGUACUUUGGAAUCCUCCUUGAUCAAGGACAGCUUAACAAAUUUGAAUCUCUGGAGCUCUGCCGUCCUGUUCUUCAGCAAGGCCGCAAACAGCUUCUAGAGAAAUGGCUAAAGGAGGAUAAGCUGGAAUGCUCAGAGGAGCUUGGAGACCUAGUCAAGACAGCUGACCCAACGCUUGCUCUUAGUGUUUAUCUCCGUGCCAAUGUACCAAACAAAGUAAUUCAGUGUUUUGCAGAGACUGGUCAAUUCCAGAAAAUUGUUCUUUAUGCCAAAAAGGUUGGCUAUACACCAGAUUGGAUUUUCCUGUUGCGAAGUGUAAUGAGGGUCAGCCCAGAUCAGGGCCUUCAGUUUGCCCAGAUGUUGGUACAGGAUGAAGAGCCACUGGCCAACAUUAACCAGAUUGUAGAUGUAUUCAUGGAGAAUAGCUUAAUUCAGCAAUGUCUGCUUGAGAUGAACCUUAUUCAUGCUCCACAGGUUGCAGAUGCCAUCCUGGGAAAUCAGAUGUUUACACACUAUGAUCGUGCCCACAUUGCCCAGCUUUGCGAGAAGGCAGGCUUGUUGCAGAGAGCCCUGGAACACUACACUGAUCUCUAUGACAUCAAGCGUGCUGUUGUUCACACCCAUCUCUUGAACCCAGAGUGGCUUGUGAACUUCUUUGGCUCUCUGUCGGUUGAAGAUUCUGUGGAGUGCUUACGUGCCAUGCUGUCAGCCAACAUCCGACAAAAUCUGCAGCUAUGUGUGCAAGUGGCUUCUAAAUACCAUGAACAGUUGGGCACCCAGUCUCUUGUGGAGCUUUUUGAAUCUUUUAAAAGUUACGAAGGCUUAUUUUAUUUUCUUGGCUCAAUUGUCAACUUCAGUCAAGACCCAGAUGUUCACUUCAAAUAUAUUCAGGCUGCCUGCAAGACUGGCCAAAUCAAAGAGGUAGAAAGGAUCUGCCGGGAAAGCAACUGCUAUAAUCCUGAAAGGGUGAAAAAUUUCUUGAAGGAAGCCAAGCUCACAGACCAGCUUCCACUCAUAAUUGUUUGUGACAGAUUUGACUUUGUUCAUGAUCUAGUUCUGUACCUGUAUCGGAACAACCUACAGAAAUACAUCGAGAUCUAUGUUCAAAAGGUAAACCCAAGCCGUAUUCCUGCAGUGGUUGGAGGGCUUCUAGAUGUGGAUUGUUCUGAAGAUGUCAUUAAAAACUUGAUCAUGGUGGUAAGGGGCCAGUUCUCAACAGAUGAAUUGGUAGCUGAAGUAGAGAAAAGAAAUAGGCUUAAGCUGCUGCUCCCAUGGCUUGAGUCUCGAAUUCAUGAAGGCUGUGAAGAACCGGCCACACACAAUGCGCUGGCCAAAAUCUACAUUGACAGCAACAAUAACCCAGAGCGCUUCCUGCGUGAGAACCCCUUCUAUGACAGCUGUGUUGUAGGCAAAUACUGCGAGAAGAGGGACCCCCACUUGGCCUGUGUUGCUUAUGAGAGGGGGCAGUGUGACCUUGAGCUCAUAAAGGUUUGCAACGAGAACUCCUUGUUCAAGAGUGAAGCACGCUAUCUGGUGCGCAGAAAAGAUCCAGAGCUGUGGGUAAAUGUUUUAGAAGAAAACAAUCCAUUCAGAAGACCACUCAUUGAUCAGGUUGUCCAAACAGCCUUAUCAGAGACCCAGGAUCCUGAGGAAGUUUCUGUGACCGUCAAAGCUUUCAUGACUGCAGACCUUCCCAAUGAGCUCAUUGAAUUGCUUGAGAAGAUUGUUUUGGAUAACUCUGUCUUCAGUGAGCACAGGAACCUCCAGAACCUGCUGAUCUUGACAGCCAUUAAAGCAGAUCGUACACGUGUGAUGGAAUACAUCAACCGUCUGGACAACUACGAUGCCCCUGAUAUUGCAAACAUUGCAAUUAGCAAUGAGCUAUAUGAAGAAGCAUUUGCUAUCUUCAGGAAAUUUGAUGUUAAUACGUCUGCCAUUCAGGUGUUGAUUGAACACAUUGGCAAUCUAGACCGUGCAUAUGAAUUUGCCGAGAGAUGUAAUGAACCAGCUGUUUGGAGCCAGCUAGCCAGAGCACAGCUGCAAAAGGACUUGGUUAAGGAAGCUAUAGAUUCUUACAUCAAAGCUGAUGAUCCUUCUGCCUACAUGGAAGUGGUCCAGGCAGCCAACAGAAACAAUAACUGGGAGGAUCUGGUGAAAUUCUUGCAAAUGGCUAGAAAGAAGGCCAGAGAAUCUUACGUCGAGACUGAACUUAUUUUUGCCUUGGCAAAAACAAAUAGGCUCUCAGAGCUAGAAGAAUUUGUCAGUGGCCCCAACAAUGCUCACAUACAACAGGUUGGAGAUCGCUGCUACGACGAGGGAAUGUAUGAUGCAGCAAAGCUGCUCUACAACAAUGUGUCUAAUUUUGCCCGCUUGGCAUCAACGCUAGUGCAUCUUGGGGAGUACCAAGCAGCAGUGGAUAGUGCCCGCAAAGCAAACAGCACCAGAACGUGGAAAGAGGUGUGCUUUGCCUGUGUCGAUGGAAAAGAGUUCCGGCUUGCACAGAUCUGUGGCUUGCACAUAGUAAUACAUGCUGAUGAGCUGGAAGAGCUCAUUAGCUAUUACCAGGACCGUGGUUACUUUGAAGAGUUGAUUGCCCUCCUAGAAGCAGCUCUGGGUUUGGAGCGUGCUCACAUGGGAAUGUUCACUGAACUUGCUAUUUUGUAUUCUAAAUACAAACCACAGAAGAUGAGAGAACAUCUGGAACUGUUCUGGUCCAGAGUCAAUAUUCCAAAGGUGCUUCGGGCUGCAGAACAAGCGCACCUCUGGGGAGAGUUGGUUUUCCUUUAUGACAAAUACGAAGAAUACGACAAUGCAAUAAUUACAAUGAUGAACCAUCCUACAGAUGCGUGGAAGGAAGGACAGUUCAAGGACAUAAUUGCAAAAGUGGCCAAUGUGGAGCUAUAUUACAAAGCUCUGCAGUUUUACUUGGAUUAUAAACCAUUGUUUAUCAAUGAUCUCCUACUGGUAUUGUCUCCACGGCUGGAUCACACCAGGACAGUCAGCUAUUUCUCCAAGGUUAACCAGCUGCCUCUAGUAAAACCUUAUUUGCGGUCAGUCCAGAACCACAAUAACAAAGGCGUUAAUGAGGCCCUGAAUAAUCUUCUAACAGAGGAGGAAGACUAUCAGGGCUUGAGAGCAUCCAUCGAUGCUUACGACAACUUUGACAACAUCACUCUAGCUCAGCGUUUGGAGAAGCACGAGUUGAUUGAAUUCAGGCGUAUUGCAGCUUAUUUGUAUAAAGGCAAUAAUAGGUGGAAACAGAGUGUGGAGCUCUGCAAGAAGGAUCGCCUCUAUAAGGAUGCCAUGCAAUAUGCCGCAGAGUCCAAAGAUCCUGAAUUGGCAGAGAAACUGCUGCAGUGGUUUUUGGAAGAAGACAAAAAGGAGUGCUUUGCAGCUUCUCUCUUCACCUGUUACGACUUGUUACAUCCAGAUGUGGUUCUUGAGCUGGCAUGGAGGCACAACAUUGUGGACUUUGCGAUGCCUUAUUUCAUUCAGGUGAUGAGGGAGUACCUUACCAAAGUGGAUAAACUUGAUGCUUCUGAAAGCCUAAGGAAAGAAGAGGAACAAGUAACUGAACCCACUCCAAUAGUAUUUGGCCAGCAGCUGAUGUUAACAGCAGGCCCCAACGCAGUACCUCCACAAGCCAACUUCCCAUAUGGAUACACAGCACCGGGAUUCACCCAGCCACCUGUUUAUGGUUUCAAUAUGUAAUUUGUGCUCUGAUGGACCUGUUAAUGGUCUUGGGUCUUUUUUCCCCAUCCCUUUUUACUUCUUUUUUUUUGUCCAAGAAGGCACAGAUGACUCCCAGUGUUCUGGCUGAAUGUGGUCCCAAUGGGUUAAGAGACAUCAAAGGGACACUAUUAUUUAUUGCUAUGUCCUGUUUCAUUUCAACUUGGAAAGGCAGCUUUUUUCCCUUUGUCACUGACAAUUGCAAGGCUCUGGCUGAGGUGGGUACUGCCACUAAACUUACAAUGCUGCAAUAACUUCUUGGGGCCGGGGGCCUGACUCCUCUAUCUCACUGCAGAACCCUUUUGCCAUCCAUGUUCACGCUGGGGCAUACUCUGGCACCAAGCUGUUAGUACUCUAAAAUACUAGACUAUGCUACUUGGUAGCAGGGAAUUAAGUUCAGUAUCCUCCUUUACUAGUGGGAGGCAUUUAAGAAACUGAUUCCACCCUGCGCCUACUUGUAUGUAGCCCUGGGCAAAUAGGAAAGCGUUAGAAGUGUGUUGGUAGGGAUGGGAGCUGAGAACAAAUGUCUACUUGACAGAGUAUUGAGGGGGAGGGGGUGCAGAAAAGCAUCUAAGCCUUCUGGAACAGUUUGAAGCUCUUUAUUGGAGAAUAAAUUGGAUCGUAUCACAGAGCAGACAUUUUCCCAGGUCUUUUUCUUUUCCCCUUUAGCAUAAAGGGUGAGCAUGAUACUUAGUGGCAUUAAGUGGUACACCCUUUGCUGUGAUUUGGGGAGCGAAAGUCUUCAGAGGUGUGUGCCUGGGCAGCUAUGGCUGUGGAAGUGUGUGGUGCAAAGAGACACAGGUUAGGCAAAAAGCACUGUCAGCCUUGAAAUAAAAGGGAGGUGGUGUGCUUCUGCAUAAGUACCUGAAAGCUGAUCCUAAAAACAAGGAUCUGGACUGUCAAGGGUUGAGAACACCUGGCUCCGCCCAGCUUCAGUGGGGCAAGUGGUGUGCCCAGCCACAUGCACGCACACCUCUUCCACUAGAGGAUGCCAACUGAGAUGUACUACUUUGUGCCACUCUUCAGAGAUACAUCAUUAACAUUUUAUGUACUUAGAUAACGAUGUAUAAUUUAUGGCUAUGAAUCUUGUGCUAAUCAUGAAUACUAUGAAAGUCCAAUUAUAAAACGUUAAUCA